Theobroma umbraticum is the source of this 805-nucleotide messenger RNA. Its product is annotated as EF hand calcium-binding protein family. Lineage: Eukaryota; Viridiplantae; Streptophyta; Magnoliopsida; Malvales; Malvaceae. The record is from RefSeq and is a predicted model, not a curated record. Gene Ontology annotation, molecular function: calcium ion binding. Gene Ontology annotation, cellular component: myosin II complex.
CCUCCCCGAAAAUACCAAAAACCAAAACAUUUCUUUCAUUUCCUCCUUGCCCAUCCCUUCUUCUCCUCCAUAGCUGCCGGGGGCGCCGCGGCCACCUGCUUUAUCAUGACCACAAACUACCAUUAAGACGUUAAUAUUCAUUCUCUUACUAACAUUUGUUUUCGAGUAUUUUUUUGGUUUUGUGGUGCGUUUCAUGUGCUAGGAACAUUUCCAUUCAAAAUGGUGUCAUUACGAGUUGAUCAAAUCAAUCAAUUAAAGGACAUCUUCGCAAGGUUUGACAUGGAUUCGGAUGGCAGCCUGACCAUUCUAGAGCUUGCGGCGCUGCUAAGAUCGCUAGGACUCAAGCCAUCCGGCGAUCAAAUUCAUGUCCUGCUAGCCAACAUGGACUCUAAUGGCAAUGGUGCGGUGGAGUUUGAUGAACUAGUCAAUGCCAUAUUGCCUGACAUGAAUGAACAGAUAUUGGUAAACCAAGAGCAACUCAGGGAGGUUUUCCAUUUGUUUGAUCGUGAUGGCAAUGGCUUCAUCACCGCGGCGGAGCUAGCAGGCUGCAUGGCCAAAAUGGGACAAUCAUUGACAUAUAGAGAGCUGACGGAGAUGAUCAAAGAGGCUGAUACCGAUGGGGAUGGUGUCAUUAGCUUCAAUGAAUUUUCUUCUGUAAUGGCAAAGUCAGCCUUGGACUUUCUAGGCAUUACUUUGUCAUGUUAGGUUAUAUAUAAUUUAUUCUUUCUUUCUUUCUUUCUUUUUUUUUUUGUGUAAACAUUACCUGGAAUGAUUUGUCGAUGGAUCUUACUGUGAAUUAUUAAUA